Messenger RNA from Lepus europaeus (European hare), 3347 nucleotides. It is a transcript of the gene PRSS35, whose product is annotated as serine protease 35. Bases 159 to 1400 code for a protein of 413 amino acids. The transcript has 2 exons. The record is from RefSeq and is a predicted model, not a curated record. Lineage: Eukaryota; Metazoa; Chordata; Mammalia; Lagomorpha; Leporidae. Gene Ontology annotation, biological process: proteolysis. Gene Ontology annotation, molecular function: serine-type endopeptidase activity.
UCCCAGCCCCUGCGCGCAGUCGGCUCAGCGAGCUCCGUGGUGUUGGCUGUCCACGGGGCUCGUGGCAGCAGCGACCCCGCACCUGGAGCUCCGGGAGCCAGUCGGGCGGUGCCCCGGGGAACCACCGGCCUCGCAGGAAAAAAAAAUCAAAGAACAAAAUGGAAAAUAUGCUCUUUUGGUUGAUAUUUUUCACCCCCGGGUGGACCCUCAUCGAUGGAUCUGCAAUGGAACAGGAUUUUACGUGGCCCUUGAGGAAAGUACCCCAGCUUGUCAGAGAAAGGACUUUCCAUCUCCGCAGCCCUGCGUUUGAGGCAGAUGCUAAGAUGAUGGUACAUGCGGUGUGUGGCAUCGAGUGCCAGAAAGAACUGCCAGCUCCCAGCCUGUCUGAGUUGGAGGAGUCUCUCUCAUAUGAGACCGUGUUUGAGAAUGGCACCCGAACCUUAACCAGGGUGAAAGUCCAAGGUGAGCUCCUGGAACCCACGGACAAUGUCACCACCAAAGGAGCUUCACUGCGGAGGAAGAGACAGGUGUAUGGCACAGACAGCAGGUUCAGCAUCUUGGACAAAAGGUUCUUAACUAAUUUCCCCUUCAGCACGGCCGUGAAGCUCUCCACGGGCUGUAGUGGCAUCCUUGUUUCCCCUAAGCAUGUCCUAACAGCUGCCCACUGCAUCCACGAUGGGAGGGAGUAUAUCAAAGGGAGUAAAAAGUUAAGAGUAGGUUUGCUGAAGAUGAGAAAUAAACGCGGUAACAAGAAACGCAGGGAUUCUAAGCGGAGCCGAAGAGAAGCUAAUGGUGGUGAGCAGAGAGAGAGCACCAAGGAGAAUCUGCAGGAGAGAGCCCAGGGAAGCAGGAGAAGAAAGGGAUCUGGCCGGGGUCAGAGAGUGGCUGACGGAAGACCCUCCUUCCAGUGGACCCGUGUCAAGAAUACCCACAUUCCAAAAGGCUGGGCGAGAGGCCAGAGUGGGGACGUGACCCUGGACUUUGACUAUGCUCUUCUGGAGCUGAAGCGAGCUCACAAGAAGAAAUACAUGGAACUAGGAAUCAGUCCAGCCAUCAAGAAGCUGCCUGGGGGAAUGAUCCACUUCUCCGGGUUUGAUAAUGACAGGGCUGAUCAGCUGGUCUACCGGUUCUGCAGCGUGGCUGACGAAUCCAACGAUCUCCUCUACCAGUACUGCGAUGCUGAGUCAGGCUCCACGGGCUCUGGGGUCUAUCUGCGUCUGAAAGAGCCAGACAAAAAGAAUUGGAAGCGCAAGAUCAUCGCCGUCUAUUCAGGCCACCAGUGGGUGGAUGUCCAUGGUGUUCAGAAAGACUACAAUGUUGCUGUACGCAUCACCCCCCUCAAGUAUGCCCAGAUCUGCCUCUGGAUUCACGGAAAUGAUGCCAACUGUGCUUACGGCUAAGAGACGCCUGCCACAAGCUCAUGUGUCAUCCAAAUUGCAGAGAGAACCAGUUCUUACUUCAUAGGCUAUGCCUGGACUUGAACCCUAUCAAUAGCAUUUCAGCCUUUUUUUCUUACACUUGAUCUUAGCCAAAACGCCGAGAAGCGAUUCAGCAUUUUUUUUUUUUUUACAAAUUUACCAUUUCAAAAUUAGUUUUUCCUGUGUUUUAAAAAAAUAUGUUUAGCUACAGACAUUGAAACUAGAUGGGCACUUCAUUGCCAAGUGUAUACUCUUUACAUGGUCAUAGCUAUCAUUGGUGGGAAAAUCUUUGUUUCCUUAUGCCUUUUAGAAAACUAGACACUCUUUAAGACUUCAUGUUGAUACUAUAAGUAAUAAGUGAUUUGUCAUUGGACUUAUUCUCAGGGUCCUGCUCUACGAAGAAUCUAAUAGGAUGUUGGCUGGGUGUUAAAUGUGAAGCUGCAACUACACAGGUGGACAGUGGACACAGGAAGAAUUGCAUGGAGACGAGGAUUUACAACACACUCCGUGCUGUUCUCAGAUGGAGCCAUUCAGCACAGGCCCUCAAUGUUUCUAUUGUAUUUUCUGUUGGGUCUGAGAAAUUCAGCUUUUUUAAGGAUUACAAAUCAAAAGAAACAGUAAACUUUACAAACAAAAUGAUCAGCUGUUUUACUGCUUUGAAAAAUAGGAAUUGUCAUGUGUAUUCUUUAGAAAUGGGAGCAAUGCUUUGUUCUGUGAAAGUCUAGUUUAGCAGCAGUGAAGCUGAGAUAGUUAAAAUUUCAGGUUUUUUGUUUAAUGCUCAAAAUGUGGACUUUGCAUAUAUGCAUAGGGAACAUGGACUACAACUUAUGAAUGGUCACGGAUUAGAGGCCACAUCAAUCGAUCCUAUCCACUCUAUGUUGUAUGUGGUGCUAUAUUUUGAGGAUGAGGAAUUCUGUAAGCCUUUUCAAGAGCAUUUCUCCCCUUACCAGAGUUCAGCAUUCUUUUUUUUUUUUUUUUUUUUGACAGGCAGAGUUAGACCGGUAGAGAGAGAGAGACAGAGAGAAAGAUCUUCCUUCUGUUGGUUCACCCCCAAAAUGGCCGCUAUGGCUGGCGUUGCACUGAUCCGAAGCCAGGAGCCAGGUGCUUCCUCCUGGUCUCCCAUGCAGGUGCAGGGGCCAAGGACUGGGGCCAUCCUCCACUGCACUCCCAGGCCACAGCAGAGAGCUGGCCUGGAAGAGGAGCAACAGGGACAGAACCCGGUGCCCCAACCGGGACUAGAACCCGGGGUGCUGGUGCCGCAGGUGGAGGAUUAGCCUAGUGAGCUGUGGCGCUGGCCAGAGUUCAGCAUUCUUAAUAAGACCAUAGCCAGACUAUUCUGGUGACUUCUCUGAUGGGUAAAUUUUAGAUAUGUCCUUUCCAAAACGUGAAUAAAAUUCAUAAAUAUGACUUUUAAAGGCAGGUAGUGAUUAUUUUCAUUAGGGAUCAAGGCUACACACUCACCAUGGCUGUCACAUGGCCAAAGCAGAGUCCUGAGGCCUCUCUGGGGCAAAACACCUGGUAGGCACCUGAUACAUAAUUUUUGAAGAAACAGAUAUUUGCUGAGUGGCUGCAUAGAGGGAGUUUGUUCACAGCACUCGUGUGAAGGAUGUUAGUGAUCCAGGGUCAAGUGCAUCCUAAAAUUCAGGCGUGGUAGGCCUGGUUUUUCAUCUGCUCUUCCUUGUGGUUUCUUGGGUUGCAUUCCCUUUUCAUGUCACACUCCUGUAACUGUUUUCACCAGGGUUCAAACUUACUUUCCUUAUCACUUUUUAAUAAUGAGGAGUUACACUCUUGACUGAUAUGCACAUGGAUAUUUGAUUACAUCAUAAGUGGUGCUGUAAGUGGUGUCCUGAAUAGCUGAAAUUUUAUACAAGUGCACACUUUUUUUAUAAUGUGAAUCUAUUAAAAAUUGUUCAAUAAAAAAUUUAAAAA